UUUGCGCCAUUUGAAACAGGAGUAAUGUGCGGCAGGGCUGAGGAGGAGGUCCUGAAAGUUGCAGGUAGACCUGAGAGCGCUCAGAUCAGGCGCGGAAGGAGGACGGGGAGGGGGGGCACGGUCCCAAUGAGCUUUAUCUGCCGCAGCAGGUCACGUCACGCGAGCCAUUUGGAGCCGAGGAGACCCAGAGCGCGCAGGAGCCGCAACCAUCAGAGGAGGAGGAUCAUCAGUCCGGGAGGCCAACAGCGAGGAGCUCCUCACGGAGAAGCAGAAGAGAGAGAAAGAGAGAGAGGAAAAAAAAAAAAAAAAAAAUCAACCCACAGAGACACGGAAGAGGAGCCGAGUGAAGGACGGACGGCUGCGCGCGCUCUGUUUUCAACUUUUUCACUCCGCGGAAUCCAAAGAAGAGGCUCGAGCUGCCGCACGGUGCCGGUGAAGAUGCCGCGGGUGGUCCCGGACCAGAGGAGCAAGUUCGAGAACGAGGAGUUUUUCCGCAAGUUGAGCAGAGAAUGUGAGAUUAAAUACACCGGCUUCAGGGACCGACCGCACGAGGAGAGACAGGCCCGCUUCCAGAACGCCUGCAGGGACGGACGGUCCGAGGUGGCCUUUGUAGCAACGGGCACCAACCUUUCUCUCCAGUUUUUCCCAGCCAACCUCCAUGGAGAUCAGAGGCAGGUUCCUACACGGGAAUAUGUCGACUUUGAAAGAGAGACGGGAAAGGUCUAUUUAAAGGCCCCCAUGAUCUUGAAUGGGGUGUGCGUGAUCUGGAAAGGCUGGAUCGACCUCCAGAGGCUGGAUGGGAUGGGAUUCCUGGAAUUCGACCAGGAACGAGCACAGCAUGAGGACGCUUUGGCUCAGGCGGCAUUUGAAGAGGCCCGACGCAGAACCAGAGACUUUGAAGACAGAGACCGAUCCCACAGAGAGGAUUUAGAGGACCCUGUGGUUUCUAAAAUCUGGGACUGAUGACACACAGACAGACAGACAGCCAGCAGAACAGAACAGGUCCAGACGACAGCAGGACCCCAGCCCUGGCUCAAACAUGGCCAACGCUGACGUGGAACACAAGAUGCGCUGAUGAUGAGGAGGAGGAAGGCUGGCCGUCUGUUUACUUUCAACACAAUCAGCUGAAAAAAAAUGCAGUUUUAGACAUUUUCUUUCUCUUUAUUUCCCAGAUUUGAUACGAUCUCCUUCAAAUGCCAAACUUUUCUUUUGUUUUUUCUUACAUGAAGGUAAAAGUGACUUCCUGAUCUGGUUGGACUGAAAGUCAAUAAACAGAAAAAAGGAGCUGGAAAAAAGAUAAAUGUAGAGGAAGAGUUUCAGAAAGUUUGGAAAUUUUUUAUUUAGUACGGUUUCAAGUACCAACAAGAUGUUUUCUAUCUGUAGAUGAUGAAGAGUUGAUGUGUGAAGUAAUGAGGAAGAGGAGGAGCGGGUGUGUGGCUCAGGGUCAGGGCUUCCAGCACAGCAAACACCAGAGUGAAGUGUUGACAGAACGUGAGGGGAAACGAAGAAUUCUGCAGAAUUACAACACUUCAGUCUGGUGAACGUGCCGGCGUGAACCCCACCAUACCUGAAACCUGCUGUUUUCUGAGACCAAAGUUCACUUUGCUGGAGGGGGCGAAUUUAAAAGAUGAGAGUUUUCCACAAACUGGGGGGGUAGAAACAGUUUGCUGUUUCUGGAAAUUUCCCAGCUCCAGAAACAGCAACCUGAAGGCUUUAACCAGGAAAAAGAUGAGAUUCAGAUGUCCUUCUUUUGAGGGGUUUUGCACUGUGUGACACAAUCAGUCCUGGUCCUACAGGGACUCCCUUUAAAUGCAUUAAAGGAAAUCUCCAUUCACUCGUUGUUGCUCCCAGUGCAGCCACUUUAUCUGUACUACCCUCUGAUGAGGAAUAACUGGGUGAUUCAAGGCCAGGUCAUUAGGGACUCUCACCAGACCACAUGUGGUUUUUUCUAUAAGGGUUCAGAGCUUGUGUCAGCUGAUGACAGAGAGCGCGAUCUCAGCAGACUUUUUGAUUCCAGUCCCGGUCCAUUUGCUGGGAACAUUGCUUUGUUUGGAGAAUCGGGACUGCACAACAAAUGGAUCAAAGAAGUGGACUCGGUCCACCUACAACCCCCACUCUCGGUCCGCUUUAAGUGGACCAAAUACCGGAAGAGGAUUACAAAGCCAAGUGCAUUGUGGGUAAAGCGCAUGUGGGAAGAUAAGCAGGAGAAAUGUCUCUUGGUUCUGAUCAACCCAAGACUGCUAGGACCUGAUGCAGCUCCAUGUUUUACUAUGAUGGAAACACAAGUUGUUCUAGAUCAGAAAUCCCCAACCCUCAUCCUCAUGGCCUUCUAUCCUGCAGGUCUUAGAUGUUUCCCUGCUGCAACACACCUGAUUCAAAUGAAACGGCUCUCUGACAAGCUCUGCACAAGUCUGCUAAUGAGCCUUUAAUUUGAAUCAGGUGUGUUGCAGCAGGGAGACAUCUAAGACCUGCAGGAUAGUGGACCUUGAUGACCAGGGUUGGGAACCACUGUUCUAGAUGAACCAGUUUUCUUCUUUGUUGGUUGUCUCGUCUUCUACUUCAGUCAGUGUUGAUGCAGCGCCGCUUCUGGCGAGGAGUGGAAUACGUUAUUUUAAUGCAUUAACUGAUGCAUCGUGAAACUGGAGGGAAGUUCACUUAAAAACACAGAUAAAGCGUACAACAGUGUUCUUACACUGCAGUUUUUGUUCAUUUUUUUUGCAAGGGAGGUGGCUUAAACUGGUAUUGUAGCAUAUAGCUAUUAGCAUCUAGCGCCUUCUCCCACACUGAGACUAAACAUGCAAUCUUUGAAAUGAUUAUUACUAAAUUAGAUAUUGAUGUAACCCACCUAUUAAAAGGAAUAAAAACAGUAGGUAUGCUGUUUUGAUGAAGUACUCUACAGCGAUAAAUAAGGCUGUAAGUAUGGACAUCUUGUAUGCUAUUCUGACAGGGUGUACCAAACCAUCACAACACCAGUCUAAUGUCGACUGAUGGAGUCUUCCCAGAAAUGAGAGAACUUGCUAAAGAUGAGGAAGAGUUUUCUCCAUUUUCCUCUAGUCCUUCACAGCUGCUGUUUCCUGUUACCGCUACUUCUUCUGCUGAACUACAAUAACAGCGCAGACUGUACUUGCCCCCCUGUGACAACUCGAUUUUAUUGCCUUCAAACCAGUUCAGGGAAACUAGUCGGAUUCAUGUUUCAUUUCAUAAAAAGUCUCAGAAGGUGAAUGGAUGUCGUUACUACGAAGCCGGCGGGUCGAUGCCAAGAGACGUAAACAUCCAGCGUCCCAGUCGUCUUCCAUCCCGAUCCUGCCAGCCGGAACAUGUCAAAUCUUUCAUCCUCUCUGAACUAAAAAACAAAGUCUUCAAAAUGUCGUCACCAAGCUGGAAGCUGGCCUUCUUUCUGAGCCUAGUUUUCAGUUCUACCAGUACAAGGAUGAGCAACUUCCAGACCGAAAGAAUUUAACACUAGCAAACAUCAGCGAGAGAACUGCUCAUGUCCAGUUUGAUUUCACAAUCCACCAGUUGGCCUGUGAAUUGCCUAGAUGUUCCUCAUCAGCCACAUGCAGCCCAAUCCUCCCAGUUACACCCACAUGCACCCAGUUCUUCCAGUUACACCCAGAUGCAGCUCAGUCCUCUCAGCUGCAGCACUGGUUUGGUCAAAGGUGUGCGAGUCAUGAUGUUUACCUUUAUAAUUUUUUCUCCUGCUGGCGUUUUCAUGUUUUUCCUUCUGGUUUUAAAGCAGCAGCUCAUUUUCUGUAAAAAUGUCUCCAGAAAUGUUCUUUUCUUUGUGAGCUCUUUUAUGGUUGAUGUUUUUUAUGUUUAGUGAAAUUCAUGUGACUGUGGAGCGUCUACAGCCCUGUUCUUAGGUGACGUAAAUGGUUUUUUAUGUAUUUUGCAACUAGAAGCUUUUUCAUUUUCCACUUUUAGAUUUAGUGAACUGCACGGUUUUAUCUGAGUUAUCGCAGACAAGACAAAUAUUUACUUUUUUUUCUUCUCAGUGUGAUUUAUUAAAAACUGUGCUGGUCUCUACAUUAAACAUCAGUCUCGUCAUUUGUCCUGUGAUCAAUGAUUUAUUGUUUGUGACAUUUUUUACAUGAAGCUCUGGAGGAAAAUAAAAUGUAUGAAAACUCAA
Messenger RNA from Melanotaenia boesemani (Boeseman's rainbowfish), 4129 nucleotides. RefSeq names its product core-binding factor subunit beta (gene cbfb). Gene Ontology annotation, biological process: regulation of transcription by RNA polymerase II. Gene Ontology annotation, cellular component: nucleus; core-binding factor complex. Bases 25 to 963 code for a protein of 312 amino acids. NCBI's taxonomy places the organism in Eukaryota, Metazoa, Chordata, Actinopteri, Atheriniformes, Melanotaeniidae. The record is from RefSeq and is a predicted model, not a curated record. The transcript is spliced from 7 exons. Gene Ontology annotation, molecular function: sequence-specific DNA binding; transcription coactivator activity.